AUGUCAAAUCCCACGGCCAACAACGACGAAGACGAGAACAUCACGACGACGACGACCACCACGACCACCACUACCUCCUCCCUCAUCUCAUCCCCGAAAAACCACAACCGCAACCACAACGAAUUCCACAUCCUAACAACACUACAAUAUCACUUCUUCAACGAGGAAGACGAAGACGCCCGUGCUGAGGCCAAUCCACCCAUAGACACGCCAUCCAAUCUCAUCAAUACAUGGAAAACCCUCAACGCGACGCUUCUCGGCCUCCAUGCACGACGCAUCCUCGACGCGGCCACCGCGUUGAGGUGGACGGCCGUCCUCGACAUGCACCUCAACCUCGGACCUCUCAUCGAACAAGCCGCCCGGGCGCAGCUCUUCCGUCCACAUGGCACCACUGAACCCCCAGACAGGGGGGUUAUGGUCUCUGCGCGCGUCCGCGUCCUGGUCUCCGAGGCAGCUGUCGUGACCAUCGAAGUUGUUCCCCUGGGUGCGGCUGCCGCCCCGCUAGCACCCAUACUCCGGGCGCGUAUUGGGAACUACACGACCAAUCCGUUCGAAAAGGCGACAAGUCCAUCAGCGGCAGAGAUGAAAGUGCCUAGCCGAGUCAUGGUAGAUAGUCGCCCUACGCUACCUUCGGUGUUCACGCGGCAUAAGACGACGUGUCGGCAAGCGUACGAUGAGGCGAGAGGGAGGGCGGACCCGCCAUUACGGCCUACCACGAUGCCCACAGACUGCGAAGUUCUCUUGUUCAACUCCGGUGGCGAAAUCAUGGAGGCGUCCAUGUCGAGUGUUUAUUUCCUGCGGGAAGGGGAAGGCAUGUGGGUUACGCCACGGUUGGAGGCGGGGGGCAUGCAGUCUGUUACGAGGACGUAUGCGCUGGGCAAGGGGUGGUGUGUUGAGGCGGCCGUUAUGAAGGAGAGUAUAAGGGAUGGGGAGGUGGUUUGGUUGAGUAAUGCGGUUAGAGGAUUCUUUUCGGGCAGGAUACACCUUGCGGGCCAGGCUGGGUUGGGUUGA
Molecule: messenger RNA, 1011 nt
Organism: Cladophialophora yegresii CBS 114405
Lineage: Eukaryota; Fungi; Ascomycota; Eurotiomycetes; Chaetothyriales; Herpotrichiellaceae
Exons: 1
Coding region: 1-1011 (336 amino acids)
Molecular function (GO): catalytic activity
Source: RefSeq, a predicted model, not a curated record